AUGCCUCCGGUGGCGGGUUUUUUCCUUUCGAUCUCCGUUGGUGUGGCACUCGCCUUGGAUGCCUCCCUGAUGCCUCCUGAUCACAACAAGACCGAGGAAGGGGCCCGCUUGUUCGCAAACGCUUAUAACACUACCGGGGAAAUUGUGUUCUUCGAAAGCAUCUCCGCCAGCUGGAAUUACAACACCAACCUGACAAACCACAACGCUCAGCAGCAGCAAGUACUAUGGAGAAAAAACAAACAAAUAAAGUUUAACAUAUGCACCAAAUGUCUUUGUCUUCCACUCCUAUUACAGAUAACAGCUUCUUUGAAGGAGCAAGAAUUCACAGAGCUUUGGGGGGGGAAAGCUAAGGACAAUUAUGGCAAAAUCUGGCAGAACUUUAGUGAUCCACAACUCAAGAAAAUAAUCAGCUCCAUUCAGACCUUGGGUCCUUCUAAUUUACCAAUGCAGAAACGGAAAGAGUAUAAUACUAUUCUAAGUGAGAUGGACAACAUCUACUCUGUUGCCAAGGUUUGUCUACCAAACCAGAACUCCCACUGCUGGGCUUUAGAGCCAGAUAUUACAGAAAUUAUGGCCACUUCUCAUAGUUACAGGAAGUUGCUUUAUGCCUGGGAAGGAUGGCAUAAUUCUGCUGGCAAUCCUCUGAGAUCCAUGUAUGAGAAAUUUGUUUCCCUGAGCAACGAAGCCUAUAAAAUGGAUGGAUUCCAAGAUACUGGGGCUUAUUGGCGCUCCUGGUAUGAUUCACCAACAUUUAAGGAAGAUCUAGAGCAACUCUAUCAACAGUUGGAGCCUCUCUAUCUAAAUCUCCAUGCAUAUGUCAGAAGGAAACUAUAUAACCAAUAUGGCUCUAAAUACAUAAACCUGAAAGGCCCUAUUCCUGCUCACUUAUUGGGUAACAUGUGGGCCCAGCAAUGGAACAACAUUUACGACAUGAUGGUGCCUUUUGCAAAUAAGCCACAUCUAGAUGUUACCAAUACCAUGAAGCAGAAAAACUGGAACGCAACACACAUGUUCCGGGUGUCGGAAGAAUUCUUCACCUCACUUGGCAUGUUUGAAAUGCCACCUGAAUUCUGGGAGAAAUCCAUGCUGGAGAAACCGACAGAUGGGCGGGAGGUGGUGUGCCAUGCAUCAGCAUGGGACUUCUUCAAUCGCAAAGACUUCAGGAUAAAGCAGUGUACAACAGUUACUAUGGAGCAGCUCUUUACAGUACACCAUGAAAUGGGUCACGUUCAAUAUUACUUGCAGUAUAAGGACCAGCCAGUAAGUUUUCGCAGUGGGGCCAACCCUGGCUUUCAUGAAGCCAUUGGAGAUGUCAUGAGUUUGUCUGUUUCUACCCCCAUCCAUCUCAAGAAAAUUGAGCUGCUCACCCAUGUCACUGAAGACAGAGAGAGUGAUAUCAAUUAUCUUCUGAAAAUGGCCCUGGAAAAGAUUGCCUUCCUACCCUUUGGCUAUCUAAUUGAUCAAUGGCGGUGGGAUGUCUUCAGUGGACGCACCCCUCCGAGCCGCUACAAUUUUGAUUGGUGGUACCUAAGAACAAAAUAUCAAGGAAUUUGUCCUCCUAUUGCAAGAAAUGAAACAAACUUUGAUCCUGGGGCUAAAUAUCACAUCCCUGGCAACACACCUUAUAUCAGGUACUUUGUCAGUUUUAUUCUGCAAUUCCAAUUCCACAAGGCCCUUUGCCAAGCUGCCAACCAUACUGGUGAUCUUCAUACAUGUGACAUCUAUAACUCUAAAGAAGCUGGACAGAAACUCAGUGAGGCAAUGAAGGCUGGAUCUUCCCAGCCUUGGCAAGAUAUUCUCCAACAACUGACUGGUACAAAUAAGAUGGAUGCUUCAGCAUUGCUUGAAUAUUUCAAACCAGUUAUUGAAUGGCUGCAAAAAGAGAAUGGGAAGAACAAUGAAACACUGGGCUGGCCAGAAUUUGAUUGGCGUCCACCUGUCCCUGAGGGCUAUCCAGAAGGCCUUGAUAAAAUAACUGAUGAAGCUGAAGCUAAAGCAUUCUUAGAAAAGUAUAACAGCACAGCUGAAGUGGUGUGGAAUGCUUACACAGAGGCUUCUUGGACAUACAAUGUCAAUAUUACUGAACACAACAAACAGAUUAUGUUGGAGAAGAAUCUCGCAAUGUCAAACCAUACUCUGCAAAAUGGAUUAAAGGCUCGGCAGUUUGAUUCCACUGACUUCAAAGAUCCCAGAAUAAAGCGUAUUCUGAAGAAAUUAAGUGACAUUGAACGGGCAGCCUUACCUGAAGCAGAACUGAAGGAGUAUAAUCAACUGCUCUCAGAAAUGGAGACAAUUUAUAGUGUAGCCAAAAUCUGUGAAAAAGAUACAGACUGCAAAGCAUUAGAUCCUGACCUUACAGAUACUAUGGCUAAAUCAAGAGACUAUGAUGAGCUUCUUAACACCUGGAAAGGUUGGCGGGAUGCAUCAGGGAAGAAAAUCCGAAGACACUAUGAGAGAUAUGUACAUCUGAGCAAUAAGGCUGCCAAAUUAAAUGGACAUGCAGACAACGGUGCUUACUGGAGAUCUCUUUAUGAAACUCCAACUUUUGAAACUGACCUGGAGAACAUUUGGUACCAGCUUCAACCACUAUACUUCAAUCUGCAUGCUUAUGUACGUCGGGCUCUAUACAAAAAAUAUGGCGAAAAGCGCAUCAAUCUCAAAGGCCCAAUUCCAGCUCAUUUGCUAGGUAACAUGUGGGCACAAUCAUGGGCAAAUAUUUUUGACCUUGUCAUGCCCUUCCCUGAUGCUACCAAAGUGGAUGCUACUCCAGCAAUGAUACAACAGGGCUGGACCCCAAAGAAGAUGUUUGAACAAUCUGACAGUUUCUUCCAGUCACUGGGGCUUAUCCCUAUGCCGCCAGAGUUCUGGGAAAAGUCUAUGCUGGAAAAGCCAUCAGAUGGGAGAGAAGUGGUCUGUCAUGCUUCAGCCUGGGACUUCUACAAUCGCAAGGACUUUAGGAUAAAACAAUGCACUGUUGUGAAUAUGGAUGAUUUAAUAACAGUUCACCAUGAAAUGGGACACGUCCAAUACUUUUUGCAGUAUAAAGAUCAGCCCAUUUCAUUUCGUGAUGGGGCAAAUCCAGGAUUCCAUGAAGCCAUUGGCGAUGUUAUGGCCUUAUCAGUGUCAACCCCAAAGCAUUUGAAAAACAUCAAGCUGCUUGAACAUUUGGAAGACAACACUGAGAGUGAUAUCAACUACCUUAUGAGCAUGGCACUGGAUAAGAUUGCUUUCCUGCCCUUUGGCUACCUGAUCGACCAAUGGAGAUGGAAAGUAUUUGAUGGGCGUAUUCCAAAAAAGGAGUACAAUCAACAAUGGUGGAAUCUCAGAUUGAAAUACCAGGGUUUAUGUCCUCCUACACCAAGAUCAGAAGAAGAUUUUGAUCCAGGAGCAAAAUUCCACAUUCCUGCUAGUGUCCCAUAUGUCAGAUACUUUGUCAGUUUUAUAAUCCAAUUUCAGUUUCACCAAGCUCUGUGCAAAGCUGCUGGCCAUACUGGACCUUUAUAUAAAUGUGACAUUUACCAGUCUAAAGAAGCUGGGAAAAUCUUAGGGGAUGCCUUGAAGCUGGGCUUCAGCAGGCCGUGGCCUGAUGUCAUGCAAAAUAUUACAGGGCAAUCCAACAUGUCUGCUGAAGCUUUGCUGACCUAUUUUGAACCACUGACAAAAUGGCUCAUUGAAAAGAACAGGCAAAAUAAUGAAACUCUGGGCUGGCCUGAAUACACCUGGCAGGCUUAUGCAGAUGAAACAGAAGUCAAUUUCCUUGGGAUGUCACUGAGCAGCAGUCAAAUAGAAACAGGACAGUGGAUCUUGCUUGCAAUUGGGCUUAUACUUCUUAUUACCACAAUAGUCUUGGGUGUCAAAUACUUCAUAACAAGAAGGAAAGGCUUCAAGUCUGGUUCAGAAAUGGAAUUGAAAUGAAUUGAAAUGUCUUUAACCUGUUUUCUAUUACGCCUCCCCCCAUAUGAGAGUGAAAAAGAGUUGAAGAAAAUUUUGUAUGUAUAAAUGUGUGGCUGAAUGAGAGAGACCAGAUAUAUCUGCAUUUAGAAUAGAAACUAAUAUUGGUUUUGUGAGUGUGUAUGUAUAUGUAAGAUAGGUUUGAGUGUCCCUGGAGAGAAUGUGAAUAUGUUGAAUUGCAUACAUGUUCUAUAUAUGCUAAUAUGCAAAUAUAUGGUUGGGGAGAAUAUGUGUGUAUCCUAUUUGCAAUGAAUAAUUGGAAUGUGGAUAGCUAUGCAUUUGUGUUCACUUACACAGUUGGGGACACUCUCAUGAGGGACAGCCUUGUAGAAACAGGGCAAAUGUGCCAACAAAACUACUUGACUCUUCUAAUAAAUUCAACAAACUUUUUGAUUAUGCAAGAGCCAAAGCAAAACCAUUUAUUUAUUAUAAAUAAUAUCUGGAUUUUUAACAAAGGGAAAAGAAGGGGGGGAAAAAGGAAGCAGAGUGAUCCAAUUGGGGUAAUGGGAAUAGCCGGACUAUUUAAAUCACUGUUGACCCAAUGCCUUUCUUCACAUAUUCAUUUGAAGAGCUGGUAAAUUCUAUCAGGCUUUCUGUAACUCAGGCAGAGAAUAUAUUAUCUAGCAAGAGCUGUGCUAGAUUUCUUCAGAAGUUGAACAGAUGUUGUAUGUAAUCAUGCCACAAAGUUUUUAAAGGACUGUUUUGGUGCAUGAAUGACAAUUAAAAUGUAUCACAGUCUCUGUA
Messenger RNA from Protobothrops mucrosquamatus (brown spotted pit viper), 4695 nucleotides. RefSeq names its product angiotensin I converting enzyme (gene ACE). Lineage: Eukaryota; Metazoa; Chordata; Lepidosauria; Squamata; Viperidae. The transcript is spliced from 25 exons. Gene Ontology annotation, molecular function: metallopeptidase activity; peptidyl-dipeptidase activity. The record is from RefSeq and is a predicted model, not a curated record. Bases 1 to 3915 code for a protein of 1304 amino acids. Gene Ontology annotation, biological process: proteolysis. Gene Ontology annotation, cellular component: plasma membrane.